AAAUAUUAAUAAGAGUAUUGUCUUUGCUAAUUUCACAUUCGUGCGGCUCUUUUAACGUCUCAUUCCUAUCUUUAUUGUUUCAUGGUGUAAUUCAGCAGCCUUCAAAGAAAAAUACAUAAUAUAUAAUAAUAAAUAAUUAUUAAUAAAUAACGAAUAGCGUUAAUAAACAGCGUUGCACAGAAGUUGAUCUCUGGAAGGAAUGCGGAUCUAAUCGAUCAGUUUUUAUCCGUUCUAAUAUCAUUUGCAAUUCUAAUUUACUAUUUAUCAAUGCGAUUACACGUAACUGUAAUCAAUUAAAACUAUAAACACGAUACAUCGAGAGACUUGUGCUCCUCUGGUCUCUCUGGCUUGUGUAACGGCCUCGGAGCUUAUCUCGUGUGCAAGUUGCACGAUGAACAUAUCGUGUGGUUAAUAGUCGAUAAGUCAAUGAAAAUGAAGACGAAAUAACCCCUAAAUUCCCGAUUGUCUCGUUAAGCCUCCCAAAUUUCGCGAAGUAAAAAGAAUAAUCCUACAUUGUUUCGAUAUACUAUAGCAGUAUCAUAAUAUUUUACAUUUGCAAUUGCAGGAAAAUAAGUUGCACUUUAACUUUCAACUUUAAGCGUUAGCCUGAAAAUUGAUAAUAUCGAAAAAUGAGUAGUUCAACAGAAAUUGUGGUUGAUUCAAAAUUAUAUGAUAAAACAGAUUUUUACAUAGGUUUAGGACUCGUAAUUAGUUCCAGCGUUUUUAUAGGAGCUAGUUUUAUUAUAAAAAAGAAAGCAUUAAUUCAUCUUCAAAGACGCGGUGCAGUGCGAGCUUCGUCCGGAGGAUUUGGAUAUCUAAGAGAAUGGAUGUGGUGGGCUGGUCUCCUGUCAAUGGGAGUAGGUGAAGCAGCCAAUUUUGCUGCAUAUGCUUUUGCACCAGCUUCUUUGGUUACGCCUUUAGGAGCACUCAGUGUUCUAAUAUCUGCAGCAUUAGCGUCAAAGUAUUUAAAUGAAAAGCUCAAUUUGCUCGGAAAGAUCGGUUGUUUUUUAUGCAUCUUAGGUUCUACGAUGCUCGUAAUCCAUUGUCCCAAAGAAGAUGAAAUUAUUACAUUAAAGGAAUUAGUAGAUAGAGUAAAAGAUCCAGGUUAUAGUAUCUAUAUUUUAAUUGUAACACUAUACAGCUUUCUAACAAUUUUUUAUUUUGGACCUCUUUAUGGAAAUCAAAAUAUUAUCGUAUAUAUUUCUUUGUGUUCAUCCGUUGGUUCGCUAACUGUUAUGAGCUGUAAAGGAUUAGGGCUAGCUUUAAAAGAAACUAUUACUGGAUUUAGUAAUGGAUUCACAAACUGGUUAACAUGGGUCUUUCUAUUUAGUCUAAUACUUUGCAUUAGCGUGCAAAUGAAUUAUUUGAAUAGAUCGUUAGAUUUAUUUGAAACUACGAUGGUUACACCAAUUUACUAUGUAUUCUUUACAACAUUAGUAAUAAUUGCAUCUGCCAUAUUAUUUAGAGAAUGGGAAAAUAUGAAAAGUGAAGACAUUUUGGGUUGUUUCUGUGGUUUCUUCACUGUUAUAAUUGCAAUAUUUUUAUUAAAUGGAUUUAAAGAAUUGGACAUACACUAUGGUAAUAUUAAGCACAUGUUAUUGCCUGAAAGAGAGUUACUCUUAAGUAACAACACCCAGUGGAACAAUACUGAUGAAGAAACGUUAACAACAAGAUUAGACACGGAAUUGGAACACACAUAUGGCGCUCAAACUUUAACAAGAACUAUAUAAUUAUUUAUUUUCAUGUAUUUAUUACACACUGUUAUAAAGGUGAUUACAUUCGACGAAUUAAAAACUGGAUACAAAAAUCCGAUCGAGCAAUGUAACAGUUUAAAUCCGUUAGUUAUUCCAGAAUACAGUUUGCACAUUCUGAUCAAUGUUUUAUUUUUAAUAAGUGGACAAUGGUUUUCAUUGCUU
Messenger RNA from Nomia melanderi (Alkali bee), 1916 nucleotides. Lineage: Eukaryota; Metazoa; Arthropoda; Insecta; Hymenoptera; Halictidae. The record is from RefSeq and is a predicted model, not a curated record.